This is a messenger RNA of Pygocentrus nattereri (red-bellied piranha), 767 nucleotides long. RefSeq names its product complement C1q-like protein 2. Gene Ontology annotation, molecular function: protein binding. Bases 72 to 686 code for a protein of 204 amino acids. The record is from RefSeq and is a predicted model, not a curated record. Lineage: Eukaryota; Metazoa; Chordata; Actinopteri; Characiformes; Serrasalmidae. The transcript has 3 exons.
CCCUUUAAAUCACCACCUCAUUUACUGCUGGUCAAACCUCUGGGUGAAGCACAGCUGUAUCAGACGCAGUGAUGGUGAAGACGGCGACUGCUGUACUGUCGGCACUGCUGCUGUGUGUCGGGGGCGCACUAGCGCAGGACUUCAUGUCGCCGACCGUGAACAUUAUGGAAGAACUGGGGAAACUGAAGAACAUGGAAGAACGACUGAGAACCUUGGAAGAAACGGUGCAGAACCAGAGGGUCUUGGUGGAGCAACUGCAGAAGGAGAAUGAAGACAGAAAGGUGGCCUUUUCUGCAUCGCUGUUAGCCUUUGGAAGUGGAUAUACUGGACCAUUCAGCUCUGUGACAUCGCCACUGAUCUACAAAAAAGUCGUCACUAACUAUGGAAAUGGCUACGACUCCAACACAGGGAUUUUCACUGCGCCGCUGAAAGGAGUUUACUACUUCCGAUUUUACGCUCACUGUCACAUUGGCAUCAAAAUGGCUGUCAGUCUGUACAAAAAUGAUAAGGUGCAGUGCUCUGUGUUUUCUGUGAAGCCUUUGAGCAACGGCAACGCCAGCAAUGGGAUCGUUCUCAUUCUAGACAAAGGAGAUCAGAUCUACACCAAGCUUUGGGACAAAUCCUGGGUUUUUGAUGAUCCACAAAGCUACACAAGUUUUGGUGGAUUUCUGCUUUUCCCUCUGUGAAUGUCUGUAACAUUCAGCUUUUUGCACAGGCAAAAUCCAAUGUGCGAUGUUCCUGAUGAAUAAACCUUGCUUUCAGAGGCA